AAAUGGCCGAGAACUAUUCCAGUAGUCGUUUCCCCUCGUAUUUUGGGCUUCGUUCCCCUAGCCAAUAAUACUACUCUCUGUAUCGUCCUUCAGAUCCGUGGUCGCACAGCUGAUACCAAAGUGACGUCAGUAAAACAAAGCCAUGCGCGGUCGAUCGCAGCCGCGAGGCAAACCGAACCGACCGAGCCGUCUCGCGAACAAACAUUGGGCGUCCGCGAAACAGUGAGGUCCGUUUAGCAAGAUUUCUCGGCCAGAGGUACGGUUUGCGUGCGCGGGUACGCUCGACUCGCGUCUUCCUCGCAAAGGAUGCCGUUCAUAUCGAAAGAUUGGCGCAGUCCUGGCGAGGAAUGGGUCAAGACCGUCGAGGGCUGGGAAAAGAAGAAAAUCCUUGAGUGCGCAAACAAUAAAACGCUUUCUCUCCUCCUUCGCGCCGACAAGGAUGCCCUCGACAAGAAGGAAAAGGACAAAAAGAAAGAAAACGUCGUCCAGCCGCAUUGCCACAUCACGCUGAAGUGCACGCGCGAGAUCGCCGGCUUCAACGGUUUAAGCGAUGCAUUGAAGAGGCUCGAUUUUCUAUCCGCGGUUCACGAUUGCCGCCGUUUCAAUUAUAUUGUGCGACUGCUGGACCUUCUGGUCAGUCACAGAAUGGGCGGACUAAGCGGAUGCGCUCAGCGAGUUCUCUUCAAUAUGCUGGAAGAAGUCGCGUUGGAAGUAUCGUUGUCUCAGCAACAAACUGGAAGGCUUCGUCGGCUGAUUGAAAGAGUGCGAGCUUUCAGCGCGGGAUGCUGCUGGGGUGGCAGACCCUUGGGCUCCGUGAUCUUGUGGGAAAAACACAAAGCAGCUUUGGAGAGAAUCUUGCAAAUUGCAUCGUCCAUCACUAUAACGCAGCCUGACGAAGAACAACAGCCACAAUGGUCUGAUUUGCCUGCCGAAUGCCGUCGAGAGGUGCUUCUUCGACUGAGCGAUCCACGUGAUAUCGAAGCUUCUUCGGAGGCUUGCGAACAUCUCGCCGUCCUGGCUCAAGAACAAAGAAUCUGGCGCGAGCUUGCCCAGUAUCAUUUCACGCCUCAGCAAAUAGCCACCACCAGACAAAACAAUCCUGGAAAAGACUGGAAGACUAUAUUUACCGUUGCUCGAAGAUCGUUCGGACUACGAGAAGAAUACGCAGAGAUGAUCCAACUGUGCCGCAAUUGCCGUUGCUUGUUUUGGCGGUCGUUGGGCCAUCCUUGUAUCGCGGAUCAAGAUCCAGCGUUUCAGGAGAAACUGGCAGACGUCGAUCAAGCCUCUCUUCACGUUCCGAUCCCUCCGCAAACCUUCCUCAAAUUCUUUUCGCUGUAAACGACACGUACAAUCGAGAUCGUUCGAAACGAGGGAACCAGAGGUAUUGCGCGAAAAGCGCAAGCAAAUGCAACCGAAACGGAAGAUCGACCGCUCUCUAAUAAAGAUAGAGAGUCCCUAUACGUCGACUGUAAGUACGUAUACGCGCGCACGAGCACGCACUAUUCAAGUAGAAAUGAGAUAGAGGUGUUUACAAGGUGUUUACUCCUCGCUUAGAGAUUCCAACAUUAUCGUUGAAACAAAAAUAUCUUUAACGCGGGUUACUGUAAACAUGUAUACGUGUACAUAACACGUACGUACACUUGAUCAAUAUUUUUUCGAGUGAUCAAAUUCCAGUAAUUACGGGUAGUCCAUUUGUUUCUCUUUAACCCAGAAAAGGCUGAUUUUUUUUUUCUUUUUUUAAUACUUUACCACGAAUAGAUUAGGAAUAACACAUUUAAGUGGAAAGGAAAUGACCCUAAAACGAUCCUUCCUUCUAGAAGGACAUCAGCCUAAUGUAUCUAAUAUAAAAACAGAGUAACGAUACAUUUAAACACUUUAUUCAAGACAAAUUUGCGAUCCUUCUGGAAGAACGUCAUGCGUGACUGGUUUGAUAUCCUCGUCGGAGGUACGUGAGGAUGGUAAACCAAUUGUUGUAUUCCCAUGUUGUUUGCUAAUUACGACGCUAAGAAACAGAGGCUUAACGUGUAACGAUAUUUAGAAUCGAAUUUACGAUACAUUGUCCGAGAAUUUUACUACACGGUAAAAUUAUGAAAAUUUCUGAAUCGUGCUGUGGGAUUAACGAUUACCAAAACAACCUUUGUGAAUGAUGAGAAUUCACGAAUUGUUGCUAUUGUUCUCUUUACUGUAUUUUUACGCGACAGAACAAAUGUAACGUAUACUCUCGCGUCUACCGCGCUACAAAGUUAAAUCAGUUUUCGUUGGAAGCUUUUCUUUCAGCGUACGGACUACGAUGAAUUCGUCUUCUACGACUUGCCCAAAUGGCGUCAGUCGGCAAAAGUAACGGACGUUGAUUUCGUCGAAACGAUCGCGAAAUCUCAUAACUGUAGAUCUAGAUCGAUGGUGUGUAUGCGAAAUGCGAUUGGUGCUGGUCGAAAAAUAUUUAUCGAAGUAUUCUUCAUGGUACACGCGAUCGACUUUGUAAACGCCACCGCUCGCGGGCGUUGCUUCGUCGUUGCUUUCAGCAGCCGCUGUACCGGCAUUUCAUUUCCAUUUAGGUGAAUUUAGUUUUUAGAAUUUGCAUUUACUUAGCGCGAUUAUUGAAGUUCUUCUUCAAGCGUUCAUCACGAUUUCUUGUAUGUCGGUUUUUUAUACGUAUAUUCUGUGCGCAUAUGUUUUGCAUGGAUGUUUACAUUCUCUGCCCCCACGCCUCCCCACACACGCGGGGUAAAGAUUGUAAAAAAAAACCAUUUUUAAAACGAUGCAUACCAGAGCCUCGAAACGAUCGAGUGUAAUACGAAAAGAAAGCAAGCAAGGCCAAUGAUUAUUCAUUGUAAUCAGAGAUAGACAAAAUUCUCAUCUAGAUAAACACGUUUCAAAUAACGAGUUAAAGGUAAACAACUUUUGAUUCGUUAUUUCUUUAGUAAAAAUUAUAAUCUGCGAGUUUCUAUUUGUCAUAUACUGUUCGAAUAAAAUUCUGUCCAUCUCCAGCUCCAGGCAGAUUUUGACAAAUUCUCUUGCAAUUUACGGAUACAGGGUAACAUCUACAAUCGAAGUCGUCUGUGAAAUAAACGCAAGCGUAUAUUUCGUUGUUAAGCUCUGUAUGCUCGUUGGAGGGGGAAAAAAGCUCCUAUUUACGAUGCUUAGUAUACAUUUCUUGUACGUACUCGUUUAGCACUAAUGUCAGAUUUACAAAGGUUUCAUAAAUACAUAGAGAUCGAUAAUUAAUUUGAAACGCUGAAAAAUCAUACUGCCAAAAUGGAUGCUAUUGCAUUUACGCGAAUCGAAGCGUUUAUUUUGUAAAUUCCGUUUAAAUCGACGCAGCAUAGUUCUUUUGAUAUUUGCUUUUUUUCUUAAUGGCAACGAUUGCAAUCGUUGCACACAUAUACAGUACACGUGUACUUCGCUAAUCUGACAGAUUAGUAUAAAAGGACGACCAAAAGCGAUGUACGUGUAACGUUCUUUGGUGUGAGAGUGCAAUACGAGCUAUAUGUGCGGGUGUAAAAUUUUAGCAGCUCAUCGUACGUUUUACGAUUUAAUUCACCGACCUGUGUAAACUGCGCUCCUCGGGUGACCUUGAAUCGACAUUAUUUUACUUACGUAAACAAAUGUAGAGCAGCGUUGUGUAAAAUGCUUUGAAAUAAAAGAUCUAUUUGCGUGUGUGUAUAUAUAUAUAUAUAUAUUAAACUUUUUAAUACAUAUAUUGAAAUUUAUAAUACGUUCAUUAUAAUAUUUUCAAUGUAUAUAUUAAUAUUUAUUUUAAUAUGUAUAUAUAUAUUUACUUGUACAUAUUGAUGUACAUAAUGAACAUUUUAAUCUUUUAAAUUUCCCUUUA
Molecule: messenger RNA, 3832 nt
Organism: Hylaeus anthracinus
Lineage: Eukaryota; Metazoa; Arthropoda; Insecta; Hymenoptera; Colletidae
Product: F-box only protein 32
Exons: 7
Coding region: 307-1338 (343 amino acids)
Biological process (GO): protein ubiquitination
Cellular component (GO): cytoplasm; SCF ubiquitin ligase complex; nucleus
Molecular function (GO): protein binding
Source: RefSeq, a predicted model, not a curated record